AUGGCCGGAAGUUUAUCGUUCGGUGGUGCAUACACUGCGAUUCCGUUCAUUCAAGUGGAAGCUGUGCUGAAGGGUGGCUGGCUACCCGCGAAUAUUUUCCUGGAUUGCAUUGCAAUUGGCAACAUCCUACCCGCGCCGCUCGUUAUCUUCGCCACGUUUGUCGGCUUUCAAGGCGGGUUGGCUGAUGGGGGCCUGGGCAAUGCGUUUGCAGGUGCAGUGAUCAUCACGAUUGGAAUGCUUGCUCCGUGCUUUAUUUUUACCAUUGCUGGGCAUGACCUGCUGGAGAAACUUGUUCGGAACAAGUUCCUCUCUGAUUUCUUCGACGGGCUUUGCGGCGCAGUGACCGGAGUCAUCGCAAUCAUCGCCGCACAAACCCUGAGAUCCAGCGUUGAAGGGACUGAGAACCGCGAAAAUAUCGGCGCGACUAGAGCUGUGGAGAUUCUCGCCAAAAGUGCCCCCUCGGCUGUGCUUUACAUUCUUGCUUUGGCGGUCUUGGAUCGAUCCACGAGCAUAUACACGCCAAUUCUGCUGGUGGUCGUUGGGGCUCUCGCGGGGCAAUUCUUGUUUGUUUGA
Molecule: messenger RNA, 573 nt
Organism: Aspergillus calidoustus
Lineage: Eukaryota; Fungi; Ascomycota; Eurotiomycetes; Eurotiales; Aspergillaceae
Source: the annotation of a GenBank genome assembly